AUGGCGCUGCAGUGCCCCCUGCUGGAAAAGGAGUGGUCUACAACCGAGGCGCUUGAUUGCAGCCAGUGUGGACACUGCAAGCGGCUUGCCCCCGAGUACGAGUCUGCUGCCACGAGGCUUAAAGGGAUCGUUCCACUUGUGAAGGUUGAUUGUACAGCAAACUCAAACACUUGUAACAAGUUUGGUGUGAGUGGCUAUCCAACUCUCAAGAUCUUCAGGAACGGGGAGGAGUCGGGUGCCUACGAUGGCCCAAGGACAGCUGAUGGAAUUGUAAGCCAUCUGAAGAAACAGGCAGGUCCAGCCUCGGUGGCUCUCCGUGGCGACAGCUUUGAGAAGUUCAUCAGCGAAAAGGAUGCUGCUGUGGUGGGUUUCUUCAAAGAGCUGUUUGGUGAUGCGCACUCGGAGUUCAUGAAAGCAGCAAGCACCUUGCGGGAUCAUUAUCGCUUUGGACACACCAACGACGAGGAGCUCGUGAAGAAAUAUGAGCCCGAUGGCGAGGGCAUCUUCCUGUUCCGUCCCCCCCACCUGGCAAAUAAGUUUGAGGACAGUUCUGUGCGAUACCCAGAGGAUAAGAUCACCACCGGCAAGCUGAAGAAGUUUAUCCAGGAGAACAUCUUUGGCAUCUGCCCACACAUGACGGAGGACAACAAGGAGCUGAUCCAAGGGAAGGAUCUGCUGGUGGCCUAUUACGACGUGGACUACGAGAAGAACCCCAAGGGCUCCAACUACUGGCGCAACAGAGUGAUGAAGGUGUCCCGGAGUUUCUUGGAUGCUGGACACACCCUCAGCUUUGCUGUUGCUAAUCAGAAGACUUUUAGCCACGAGCUCUCAGAGUUUGGGUUGGAAAGCACCACUGGGGACAUUCCUGUUGUUGCCAUCCGGACAGCCAAGGGGGAAAAAUACGUCAUGCAGGAAGAAUUCUCCCGUGAUGGAAAGGCCCUCGAGAGAUUCCUCCAGGAUUAUUUUGAUGGAAAUCUGAAAAGAUACCUGAAAUCAGAGCCCAUCCCGGAAAACAACGACGGGCCUGUGAAGGUGGCGGUGGCUGAGAACUUUGACGAACUGGUGAAUGAUGACAGCAAAGAUGUCCUCGUGGAGUUCUAUGCACCUUGGUGUGGCCACUGCAAGAACCUGGAGCCAAAGUACAAGGAGCUAGCCGAGAAGCUCAGCAAAGAUCCCAACAUCGUUAUAGCAAAGAUGGAUGCCACGGCCAACGAUGUGCCUUCACCCUACGAAGUCCGAGGCUUCCCCACCAUUUACUUUGCUCCUGCGGGCAGCAAGCAAAAUCCAAAGAAAUACGAGGGGGGCCGUGAGGUGAGUGACUUCGUCAGCUACCUGAAGAAAGAGGCCACCUACCCACCUGUCCUGCAGGAGGAUGAAAAGCCCAAGAAGAAGAAGAAGGCGCCGAAGGAAGACCUGUGAAGGGCCUCGGUGCCCACUUGCCUGUGGAGUAGCCCGUUAGCCAUCGUGGGCAGACCGACGGUGCAGCAGAAGCCGUUGGAAGGCGAAGAAGCCACUUGGACGAGAGGGGACCCAAACUGCUGCCGUUCUGUUUAAUUUCCUGCUCCCUCUUCUCUUUGCUGCACUGGCCACGGAUGCCCUGGACUGGUUGAUGUUUGGGGGGUGGGGGUGGGCUUGUUUUCUAAUGUUUUGUACAUUUGGAGGAGUGAAAAAUAAACUGCCCCCAAUCCCAA
Molecule: messenger RNA, 1691 nt
Organism: Gekko japonicus
Lineage: Eukaryota; Metazoa; Chordata; Lepidosauria; Squamata; Gekkonidae
Gene: PDIA3
Product: protein disulfide isomerase family A member 3
Exons: 13
Coding region: 1-1419 (472 amino acids)
Biological process (GO): protein folding; response to endoplasmic reticulum stress
Cellular component (GO): endoplasmic reticulum; cell surface
Molecular function (GO): protein disulfide isomerase activity
Source: RefSeq, a predicted model, not a curated record